AUGAUUCCAAUAUAAAACAGAGGAUUCAUUGGAAAUUAAUUGAAAGUUGAAAACUUUAACAGAUUAGAUUCUCUCUUAAAAUAUCACAUUGUAGGUGGUGCUUGUGGAACUGCUUAUUCUAGACCUGAUUGCCAAGAACCCGAGGUCCAAUAUUAUUUAACAGGUGGAGCUUGUGGAAUGUAAAAUUCUCCACCAGAUUGUAAAGAGCCAUGGAUACCUGAUUUUCCACCAUUUACUCCAAAAGUCUAGAUGAAACCCCCAGUUUUUUGUGCAGGAUAUAAUUGUGAUAAAAUCUUAAAUUCGCAAAAUGAUGGAAACUUCUACAUACGAGAGAACCUGUAUGUUUAGUCACCAAUCCAAGAUAAGUGGAACACAUAACAAAAGGUAGACGAUUGCAUUCCUGGCGAUUGCGGUAGUCGUGAUGGAGUCUAUCAUCCUUACAAAUACUUCAUGAAUGGAUAUAAGUGA
Stylonychia lemnae is the source of this 468-nucleotide messenger RNA. NCBI's taxonomy places the organism in Eukaryota, Ciliophora, Spirotrichea, Sporadotrichida, Oxytrichidae. The record is from the annotation of a GenBank genome assembly.